AUGUUAUGCUAUGGUUCCUCAAUUAUAAUUGACGAUCAUCACCAUGAAUACAAAUUAUUAGAAAAUGGUAAUGUAAAUAUUAAAGAUCAAGAGGACGAAGAGAAUAGUGUUCAUGAGAUUGAUUGGCAUUAUAAAUCAACUACGGUAUACUGUUUUGUUAUAAUAUUGGGUGGUUAA
Molecule: messenger RNA, 177 nt
Organism: Dictyostelium purpureum
Lineage: Eukaryota; Evosea; Eumycetozoa; Dictyosteliales; Dictyosteliaceae
Exons: 3
Coding region: 1-177 (58 amino acids)
Source: RefSeq, a predicted model, not a curated record